This is a messenger RNA of Manacus vitellinus (golden-collared manakin), 3652 nucleotides long. RefSeq names its product myelin transcription factor 1 (gene MYT1). Bases 193 to 3546 code for a protein of 1117 amino acids. The record is from RefSeq and is a predicted model, not a curated record. Gene Ontology annotation, biological process: regulation of transcription by RNA polymerase II. Lineage: Eukaryota; Metazoa; Chordata; Aves; Passeriformes; Pipridae. Gene Ontology annotation, molecular function: RNA polymerase II cis-regulatory region sequence-specific DNA binding; zinc ion binding; DNA-binding transcription factor activity, RNA polymerase II-specific. Gene Ontology annotation, cellular component: nucleus. The transcript has 23 exons.
UCAGGAGGGAGGUGUUAGCAGAAGACGCUCCCGGGCGCCGGGAGGAGUUUGCGCCGGCGGCGGCGGCCCCGCGGCCGCGGAGCUCUCGGAGAAAAUGAGUUUCGGGGUGAGCUGCUGAAUCAGAGGUGGACCUGCGGAGAGAAGAUCAGCAGCUGCGAGGGAGCCGCCAGCCUGCACGGCACACACAUCAAGAUGAGUUUAGAAAAUGACGAUAAGAGAGCACGCACGCGAUCCAAGUCUGUCAGAGUGCCCACGGAGCUCAUCGGCCAGGAGGUGAGCUGUCCAACCCCAGGCUGUAACGGCUCAGGACACAUCCGUGGGAAGUACGCGAGACACAGGAGUUUACAAAGCUGCCCUCUCGCAAAGAAGAGGAAACUUCAGGAUGCGGAGGCCGAACAUCUGGUGUCGAAGAGAAAAUCCCACCCGCUCAAACUGGCCUUGGAUGAAGGCUACAACGUCGACAGCGACGGCAGCGAGGAGGCCGAGGCGAAGGAGGAGUCUGGCUCCGAUGAGUCGGAGGGGAUGCUGGAGGAGGAUGAGGCGGAGGCGAUGGAGCAGGAGGAGACCCGCAGCCCCGAGCAGGCAGAAGGUAGGAGCCCAGCAAAAUCAACCCAUUAUGGACAAAACACAGUAUCAAGUACGUCUGGGCCCAGCAAGGCCAACUACAGCAGCUACCAAGAAAUAAUUGCCAACUCCCUCCUAAACCUGGGCCAAAUAGCAGAGGAAACCCUCGCCAUCGAGGGGCAGCUGCCCGAAGCAGAGCUGCAGGUCUCCAAGCCACCAUCUGACGUUGUGCAUUUGGUCCAUGAGGAUGCGGGAGAGGAGCUGGUGGAAGAGGAGUGCGACAAGGAGAUCAUCAUCCAGACAGAGGAUGCGGAGGAGGUCAUCGAGGUCACCAGCGAGCGCAGCAGCGAGUUGUGUCCAGAGCACAGGGAUGAUGCCACCUGUGAGGAGUCCUGUAAACUGGAGAAGGCUGAGGCAGAAGAAGAGGAUGAGGAGGAGGAGGAAGAGGAUGAUGAGGAGGAGGAAGAGGAGGAGGAGGAGGAUGAUGAGGAGGAAGAAGAGGAAGAAGACGAGGAUGAAGAGGAGGAGGAGAUGGCUCCUGAAGUGAUCUGCGAAGAAGCUCCUCACACUUCUCAGGACACCCAGAAAAGCCACUGUGAAGGGCAGUUCAGCCCGAAGCCCGAGUACUCGGUCAUCGUGGAGGUCCGGUCGGACGAUGACAAGGACGACGACGCCCGGUCCCAGAAAUCAGCCGUGACCGACGAGUCAGAGAUGUACGACAUGAUGACGAGGGGGAACCUGGGGCUGCUGGAACAAGCCAUCGCGCUGAAAGCCGAGCAGGUGAAAAUCGUGCGGGAGCCCAGCCGGCUGCCAGGGGAACACGUAAAGCACUUCCAGGUGGAUGACAAACAGAGCAAACCGCUGGACAGCAUCCGAAAGAGCUACUACGGCAAAGAUCCUUCGAGACCCGAGAAGCGAGAAAUCAAGUGUCCGACUCCUGGCUGUGACGGGACCGGCCACGUCACGGGGCUUUACCCUCAUCACCGCAGCCUCUCCGGCUGCCCGCACAAAGACAGGAUCCCCCCCGAGAUCUUGGCGAUGCACGAGAACGUGUUGAAAUGCCCCACCCCAGGCUGCACAGGACAGGGUCACGUCAACAGCAACCGCAACACGCACAGGAGUUUAUCUGGGUGCCCCAUUGCUGCUGCUGAAAAAUUAGCCAAAUCACAUGAAAAGCAACAAACCCAGUCUGGUGAUCCUUCAAAGACCAGCUCCAACUCUGACCGAAUACUCAGGCCUAUGUGCUUUGUGAAGCAACUGGAGAUCCCUCAUUACGGAAGCUACCGGCCCAACAUGGUCCCAGCAACCCCACGGGCCAACCUGGCCAAGGAGCUGGAGAAGUACUCCAAGGUCACCUUCGAUUAUGCAAGUUUUGAUGCUCAGGUUUUUGGCAAACGCAUGCUUGCCCCAAAGAUUCAGACUAGCGAAACCUCACCUAAAGCCUUUAAAUGCUUUGACUACUCCCACGACGCUGAGGCUGCGCACAUGGCUGCCACUGCCAUCCUCAACCUCUCCACACGCUGCUGGGAGAUGCCCGAGAAUCUCAGCACCAAGCAGCAAGAGGCCCCCGGCAAGUCCAUGGACAUUGAGGUGGAUGAAAAUGGGACUCUGGACUUGAGUAUGAACAAACACCGCAAACGGGAGAGCACCUUUCCCAGCAGCAGCAGCUGCAGCAGCAGUCCCAGCAUGAAGUCCCCAGAUGUGUCGCAGCGCCAAAACAGCACCAGUGCCACAAGCAGCACCAUGACCUCCCCCCAGUCCAGCCAGACCUCCCGCCAGGAUGAAUGGGAUGGGCCCAUUGACUACACUAAACCAAACCGUCAGCGGGAAGAGGAGCCGGAAGAGUCAGAACCUGCCGCUCACUCUUUUGCCUCCUCGGAAGCUGAUGAGCAAGAAGUGUCAGAGGAAAACUUUGAAGAGCGAAAAUACCCAGGGGAAGUUACUUUAACCAACUUCAAGCUGAAAUUCCUCUCCAAGGACAUCAAGAAAGAGCUGCUCACUUGCCCAACCCCAGGCUGUGACGGCAGCGGACACAUAACAGGAAACUAUGCCUCUCACCGCAGCCUUUCUGGUUGUCCUCUUGCUGACAAGAGCCUCAGAAACCUCAUGGCUGCCCACUCUGCUGACCUCAAGUGCCCUACUCCUGGUUGUGAUGGCUCUGGUCACAUAACAGGAAAUUAUGCAUCGCAUAGAAGUCUGUCAGGCUGCCCUCGUGCCAAGAAAAGUGGGAUCAAGAUCACCCCGACAAAGGAUGAUAAAGAAGACCCAGAGCUGAUGAAGUGUCCUGUUCCUGGCUGUGUUGGGCUCGGGCACAUCAGUGGCAAAUACGCCUCUCACCGGAGUGCGUCAGGGUGCCCUCUCGCAGCCCGCAGGCAGAAGGAAGGAUCACUCAAUGGCUCCUCGUUUUCCUGGAAGUCACUGAAGAAUGAAGGCCCAACCUGCCCUACCCCAGGCUGCGACGGUUCUGGCCAUGCCAACGGGAGCUUCCUCACUCACAGAAGUUUGUCAGGGUGUCCAAGAGCUACUUUUGCUGGGAAGAAAGGAAAACUCUCAGGGGAUGAAAUUCUCAACACAAAGUUCAAGACCAGCGACGUUCUGGAGAACGAUGAAGAGAUCAAGCAGCUGAACAAGGAGAUCAGUGAGCUGAACGAGUCCAACUCUGAGAUGGAAGCAGCCAUGGUGAAACUACAGUCACAGAUCUCCACCAUGGAGAAGAACCUGAAGAACAUCGAGGAGGAAAACAAAAUAAUAGAGGAGCAAAACGAAGCCCUGUUCCUGGAGCUCUCAGGGUUGAGCCAGGCUCUAAUCCAAAGUCUUGCCAAUAUCCGCCUUCCGCACAUGGAGCCAAUUAGUGAGCAGAACUUUGAUGCAUAUGUGAACACGUUGACAGACAUGUACACCAACCAGGAAUGCUACCAGAACCCGGAGAACAAGGACCUGCUGGAGAGCAUCAAGCAAGCCGUCAAGGGCAUCCAGGUUUAGUGCCGUGGGACGGACAUGAGCAAGCAAACAGACUGUAAGAUGGAACUUUCCCUCCAAGUAUUCAGGUUUACAAGUUAGAAAACUUGUUUAAUGAAUGAAAAAAAAA